Molecule: messenger RNA, 3102 nt
Organism: Polistes canadensis
Lineage: Eukaryota; Metazoa; Arthropoda; Insecta; Hymenoptera; Vespidae
Gene: Ssdp
Product: single-stranded DNA-binding protein 3
Exons: 14
Coding region: 1557-2918 (453 amino acids)
Biological process (GO): positive regulation of transcription by RNA polymerase II
Cellular component (GO): nucleus
Molecular function (GO): single-stranded DNA binding; protein binding
Source: RefSeq, a predicted model, not a curated record
GGGGAGAAAAUAGCGAGAGAGGGAGUAGGAUCCAGGAAGGUGUAUAGGUGUAUAUCGGCCUCGUCUUCCUCGCGUGCGAAACCGAAAGGGUAGGUAGUACACUUGUGAAGUUGUGCGCGUGUUACACGCCGUUAGAGUUCAAUUCCUCUUUCUGCGCAUACGUGUUAUCCUGAUAUUACCUUUCGUCCUUGUUCGUGUGAUAACGCGCGUAUGCAACGAUAGGGCCUUGGAAUAUUAGAUUUUUUCAAUAACGCAUGUAGUCAAUUUCAAGUAAGUGUAGGGUAAAAUAAGGGACGACAAAGAAGAACUCAUAGAGAAAAAUUCGUAAACUAGCGUGUAUGUUGGCGGCAACAGCGCGAUAGUAACGAUAAUAACGACGAAGAGACGACGAUCGCGGCGACGUCAACGGACAACGACGAUAAUACAACGUUAAAUCGGUGUGAGCGCGCGCGCGCGCGCUUGCCUCUCCUUUGUUAGUAUAUGUGUAUUACCUGUGCUUGCUUGCUUGCGCGUGCUCUUCUAGAAACGCGUGCACGUGUAUGUGCGUUAGAGUUGACUGAUAGGUACGCAUGAGGUGAGGUGAGGUAAAGUGUGGUGAAGUGAGGUGAAGUGAGGUGAGGUGUGCUGAGGCGAGAGGCAUAUCGAAGGGAAAAGAGCGAAGAGAGUGAAGUGACCAAACCUGCAACGACGACGACGACGACAACUUUACUAUCGUUGCGCUGUGUGCCAAGAAGAGAGAGAGAGAGAGAAAGAAAAUAAAAGAGAGAGAGAGAGAGAGAGAGACGCGCCACGAUUUCCAUUGGGGAAGGAAAAGCCUUGAAAAGAAAGCGUGUGAGCGAGAGAAGGCGAUAGAAAAGCAUUGUAAAGCAAUCAAAAGGUGAAACCCGAGAGCUGGACCCUUCGAGUUCGACGAGUAACGGAACCAACAGCUGAAUAAGAACUAUACAAUAAAAGACUAAAUUUGACGAUAAAAGUGUGUAAAAAAGAAAACAACAUAUGAAAAAAGGAAUACUAAUAUGAGGAUGCGCGUUGGGAACGGCGCGGCUCUGUUCUUUCUACAAUUCGUUGUCGUACCAUGAGGCAAAGCGUCUGCGCCUCGAUCGUUUAGUUGUAAAACGCAGUCAGAGACGCCAACGAUAAAGAAAAAUAAGUAACACGAAGAGAAGAAAAUUCCCUGAAAAGCUUACCGAUACCUGCUGCGCUUGUUAUUCUUCUUUUUCUUCUUCGUUACGUCCUUCCGUUUAUCAUACGCGCGACUUUUUCUUCUUUUAUUUCCUUUUAGAAUCUUACCUCUCUUUCUUUUCUUAGUCCCUUCCCCCACUCUGUGCCCAUUUUCACGGAGAUACGAAGGUAGCCAAGAGCGCGUCCGCUUCCUCCUCUUCCUCUCCUCUUUCCCUUCCCUUUCUUCUCCCACCUCUCUUUCUCUUUUUCUCUCCCCUUCCGCCACACUUCUCUUCCUCCUGUUCGUUCGUACGAUACCUGCAGCAGACAGACAUUGCUCACUUCUCGACUUGACGACGGUACUGUGUUUAUGCUGGAAGGAUUGGCAAAUCACGAUGUACACGAAGACAAAGGGGUCCAGCGUACCAUCGGAUGCUCAAGCCAGAGAAAAAUUAGCUUUGUACGUAUACGAGUACCUUCUUCAUGUUGGCGCACAAAAAGCAGCACAAACAUUUUUAUCAGAGAUUCGAUGGGAGAAAAAUAUAACGCUUGGAGAACCACCUGGGUUUCUGCAUUCAUGGUGGUGUGUCUUUUGGGAUCUAUACUGUGCUGCACCUGAACGACGAGACUCAUGUGAACAUAGUAGUGAGGCCAAAGCUUUUCAUGAUUAUGGAUUUGUAAACAGUGGAUAUGGUGUUAAUGGGAUUGCACAUAAUGCUGGCCCAGCGCCAUCCCCAAUUGGGCAGAUGCCACCAAAUGAUGGUAUGCCUGGCGGUCCAAUGCCUCCAGCAUUUUUCCCUAACAACUCGACAAUGCGACCAUCUCCGCCCACACACCCCUCAUCACAGCCAUCCCCCCAGCACCCCCAGCCACCCCCGCCCCCACACUCGCAGAUGAUGUCCACUCAGUUUAUGGGCCCAAGGUAUCCCGCCGGUCCACGUCCAGGAGUUCGUAUGCCACAAAUGGGAAAUGAUUUUAAUGGGCCACCUGGACAACCAAUGAUGCCAAAUAGUAUGGAUCCUACUAGGCAAGGCGAAGCUGGAGAAUUUGUAGGGUGGCAAGGGCCGCCAGGAAUGAAUCCUAUGAACCCACGGAUGAAUCCACCACGAGGUAUGGGUCCAAUGGGACCUGGAAGUUACGGUCCUGGAAUGCGAGGGCCACCUCCUAAUAGUAGUUUAGGACCAGGUGGUCCAGGAGGUCCUGGUAUGCCUCCUAUGAGUAUGGCAGGACCUGCUGGAAGACAACAAUGGCAACCAAACACGUCAACGCCGAUGAAUUAUUCGUCAUCAUCACCGGGUAACUAUGGAGGCCCACCAGGUUCGAGUGGUCCUCCGGGACCAGGCACGCCGAUUAUGCCCAGUCCUCAGGAUAGCAGUAAUAGUGGCGGAGAAAAUAUGUAUACCAUGAUGAAACCCGUACCUGGAGGAAACAUGCCUGGAGUAAGCAUACGAGAUUUUCCGAUGUCUGGUGGUCCGGAAGGUGGCCCAAUGGGACCUAUGGGUCCUAAUACAAUGGGUCCAGUUUUAAAUGGUGACGGUCUUGAUGGAAUGAAGAAUAGUCCAGCUAAUGGCGGACCAGGAACACCACGAGAAGACAGCGGAAGUGGAAUGGGUGACUAUAAUCUGGGUGGUUUUGGAGGACCUGGAGAGAACGAUCAGACCGAGUCGGCGGCCAUCCUGAAGAUCAAGGAGAGCAUGCAGGAGGAAGCGAAGAGGUUUGAAAAGGACUCGGACCAUCCCGAUUAUUUCAUACAAUAACUUUUCACGUGUCGUUGGAAAGAUCCCGAGACCAAACUAAAUAAUCGAUUUUAAAUUGCGCAAAAGAAACCAAACGAAAGAAAAAAAAAGUAAAAAAAAAAGUAAAAAAAAAAAAAAAAGAAAAAAGAAAGAAAGAAAGUACACAAAACGCAACGCACACACGUAAUACACAGAGACAGACAGA